AUGUCAACAACAACAGCCGUUCAGUUGGAGGUCCUUGGAGGGGAUUAUGAAGAAGCGGCCCAUUCCACAAGAUCAAGCCUUCGAUCAACCCGAAUUCGUCAUUCGGAAAAUGGCAGAUCACUCCAGCAAGAUGCCUCUGAUGACCCAGCUCUCGAAGCCUCGCGCAUCGCCGACAGUACCGUUCCAGACGGAGGCUAUGGUUGGGUUAUCAUCCUCGCCUGUGCUGUCAUUGGUUGGUGGACUAUAGGCCUCAGCUAUGUUUGGGGUGUCUACCAACGCGCGCUUCUGGAGAAGGGAAUCGGAUCCCCUCUGGCUUUGUCAUUUUGCGGCUCUCUAUCGCCAGCGCUGAUGGCAUCGAUAGGGAUGCUCGUGUCUCGAGUGAUGCGAUCUCUCGGCACUCGCAAGCUCUGCUUCAUCGGCAUCACAUUGAUAGCGCUUGCGGAGAUUGGCGCAAGCUUUGUGACGGACCAUCUCGUCGGGCUAUUCUUUCUCCCUGGAGUGCCUCUUGGACUUGGAAUGAGCGCAUGCUUCAUGUCCUUUUCCGUUGCCCCAGCUCAGUAUUUCCGCCGGAAGAGAGGACUGGCAAAUGGAAUAGUCAUGGCUGGAGGUGGUUUCGGAGGUGCGAUUAUGAGCGUCGCAACCAACAACAUGAUUGAACGAUACGGUGUUGAAUGGGCUUUUCGAAUUACCGGCUUUCUCAUCGCCGGAACUGGACUCCCUGCAGCCUGGUUGAUCAAAGAGAGAACACCGAUCCACGCGACUGGACUCAUCGACUGGACCCUCUUCCGACAGGCCAACUUUGCUCUCCUAUUCUUGGCUGGCGGUAUUGGCAUCUUCCCACUUCUUGUGCCACCCUUCUUCAUCCCCCUCUACACUCAAUCCAUGGGACUGAGCACUAGCACUGGUGCAGCAUUGCUGGCCGGAUUCAGUUGCUCAUCAGCCGUCGGUCGGAUUAUUAGUGGUCAACUCUGCGAUAUUCUUGGACCUCUGAACACUCUUGGCGCAUUCUUUCUGGGAAACUCCCUCACCAUGAUUGCACUAUGGCCAGCUUCAACCACCUUGGCGCCUCUUGCCGUCUUUGCAGUCUUGAAUGGGCUGAUGAAUGGAGGCUUCUUUUCAUGCAUGCCUACCGCUGUUGGCAACGUCUUUGGGUCGACUCGUGUCUCGACGGCGGUGGGCAUGAUAAUUGUUGGAUGGGUUGCAGGCUAUCUCUUUGGAUCUCCAAUUGCAGGAUACCUCCUUGAAGCUUAUGGUGGUGCUGAUGAGGGGCUGCACGCUUAUCGACCAGCCAUGUUCUACGCUGGCUCCGUGUCUUUGGUUGCUACUGCUCUUGUUGCUAUUUUGAGAUUGCGAAUCAGCAAGAAGCCUUUGGCAAAGAUCUGA
Molecule: messenger RNA, 1383 nt
Organism: Fusarium vanettenii 77-13-4
Lineage: Eukaryota; Fungi; Ascomycota; Sordariomycetes; Hypocreales; Nectriaceae
Exons: 2
Coding region: 1-1383 (460 amino acids)
Biological process (GO): transmembrane transport
Cellular component (GO): fungal-type vacuole membrane
Molecular function (GO): transmembrane transporter activity
Source: RefSeq, a predicted model, not a curated record